AGGGAAGUGAGAGCAGUCGACGUGACUUUGCCUGAUUCAAGAGUUAUUUUCGUUGUUUGCGUGUGCUUUUGCGCGUAAAAAACUGCUUCAAAGAGACGAUUGAGUAGUUCAAAGAUCAGAACAGAGUCAUCAUGUCAUUGGCAGGGUUCAGAAAACAAAUUAACAAAGCGAAUCAGGUAGAGUAAUGGGCGAGUAGGGCAGUGUUUCACGGCACAACUUGGUACGUGCUCGUGUUCAUAUUUCAUGAACCGUUCCAUCUUUGAUUUCCGUUUGUUGAUUAACAGUUCAUGAGUGAGAAGAUUGGUGGUGCCAAGGGAUCAAAACUGGAAGAAGAUUUUGUGGAGCUAGAAAGAGUAAGUUUCCUUAUAAGGGUUACCAAAUUGACCCCAGGUUCUACCAAUGUGUAUUUUCCCUUUCUGGUCGGAUUCUACACGUAAGCUGAAGUAACCUUUAAUGUUUGUAAACGACAUCACCUUUUUAAAAUAAUUCUACUUCUAUUAUUAGGAAAUAAUAGUUUGUCUUGUAACCUCUCGAAGCUCGAGGCAUCCUAUUAAUUUCUUCUUCAGGCCGAGUUGUAAUCCGUUUUGUUUUGAAACCUUUCUCAGAGUGUCAAAAGGAACUUGACACAAGAUGCUACAACCGCUGACGCCACGAAAAUUUUGUCACACCGGUGAUACUGAUGAACAUCAGGGAUUUGCAUUUUCAUGUGUCACUGAAUAGUGAGAAUAAUUUUAAGUUUACGGAUGUUUUGCCCAGCGAGAGUCAAACUUCGGUUUCCUAGUGUUUUGUAAUGACUUGCAAAAUAUCUAUUGUUCUAUACAUGUUCCUCUUUGAAUCGAAACUUGAAAGUAUGUACCGCUUGUUAUUAUCGGAAUGCUAGUUAAAAAAUAAUUAUUGAUUUUAAUGUCCAUAAAUUUUCUGUAACCUCAUAGCAAUAUUCGCUUCAUGCAGUUUAAAUCGAAUCAUUUAGAAAUUUCUAUCAUGAGGAAAUUCAAUGGAAAAAGUUUAUAAUUUUCUCAUUUCGUAAAGCUUAAUCUCUCUCUGCAUUUAAUUACCAUUAAUAGUAAAACCUAUAUUUCAUCGCAUUUGUUCAAUCCACAAACUCAGAUAUUACCUAUAAAUGAGUUUUAAUCUCCUUAUGUUAAAAGUGAUGUUGAAUUAAUUAACACAACAACAGCAACGAGGAAUCGAAUUAGUGACUCGCAGAUCCAUGCAGUCGCUCUAUUAUCAACGAACGUUUUGCAAAAAUUGCAUCCUAAAAUCGUGGAUAGUAUCAGAAUGAGAUGGGAAAAUAUGGACUGAAGAAUACUGCAAAUUGGUUUUUAGGAAAUAAUUGUCCUUUGCUAAAAAUUCAGAAAAAGGCAAUUGUAAAAUUUUCUUAGUUUUCUCACAGGAAAUAUAAUAUUAUGUACCAUAUACCUGUACAUGAAAUUGAACUAAAUCGGAACUCAACGAAACCGAAAAAAGAAAAAUUGGGGGGACAGAAAGUCUUGUGUAUAAAGUGAUAUGCAAAAUAUCUUUAUGUGGGAAGUUCAGAAUACUGGCUGUUGUGGUAAAAAAAAUUCAGUGUUAUAAAAAAUUAUCCAGAGUUCUAACUAUCAAAUCUCAUGCUGUUCCAACAUGCUCAGCUUAGACAUUGUAUUUUUCGAGGGAAAGGGUUAAAAGCGACAAAGUUUAAUCUGACUGAAGGUUUAGUUGAUAAAUUUAAUUUUACCUUUAUCACUUUGUUGAGGAAUUGUGUUCCUCAUCUGUCAUGCCUACUGUUUAAUGGAUGAAUGUACUGUUUAAUGGAUGAAUGUAAUUAUUUGGCAAUGGUUCUCUAUAUUAUAUUAUAUUAUAUUACAUUAUAGAUGUGUUUAACUAAGUGGACCACUCUAUAAUUUAAUGCAAUUUUAAGUCCAUUUUGGUUAAAUUGAACUUAUUGAUUGAAGAAACUUUAUAAAUGAAUUCUUAUUGUUGAAGAGUAAGUUAAAUGAAAUUUGUAAAUUUUGAAGUUUUUACUUAGUGGGACGGGGGAAAAUAUCUCAUGUUCAUGUUAUUGUUAUGUUAAUGUUGGUCCUCAGUGAGCUUAAUUACUAUAUAUGUUUUGCUCUUUUUUUGUAGAAAACAGAUAUUACUGCAAACCUGGUGGAUCAAGUCAGUGGUAAAACAAAAGAAUACCUUCAACCUAACCCAGGUACUCAGUAGACUGAAAAUAUAACAUGUCAUAUUUUAGUUUGUGUUCUAUAAUUGGUUGAUUUUGCAGGCCAUACUUCACUGUAGGGCUUACUAAAUUCAAAACUUUGUUUGAAUUGAAAUUUUUCCCUCUGUUUGAACUUAUGGCCUGUAUGCCUUAUGCUUAUGCCAAAAAUCUGGCAGUGAAAAACUUCUGAUAAGACUAAUGUGUUGCUCUCCAUUCUACCACAUAUUGACUUUAUGUAAUCUUACUCUUAAGCUGCUCGGGCCAAGCUUACAAUGCAAACAACUGUGCACAAAGUGCGAGGUGAAGCCAAAGUAUCAAGGUACCCCCAACCAGAGGGCCUUCUAGGAGAGACCAUGCAAAAAGGAGGCACUGAUCUUGGGGUUGAGUCACUCUUUGGUAAAAUGAGUAACAUUUGCAUGUAACUGAAUGCUAAUUGUGUAGUUGAAACUCAUUCCUAUAUUGUAAAAUAUUAUAUAAUAACCAUUCAAUGAGUGAAUUACUUGUAUCUUUGAAAGAGAUGGUUAUUUUUCCUUCUUUUAAUACUGGUACACCUCACCUUCCCUUUUACAGCCAGGUGUGCUGAUAGAAGGGUUUUAUUUUUUCAUUCAAACUUUAUUGACAUGUCUAUGGGCAUUAGCAUUUUUUCUUAAUUUACACUGAAUUGUUAUGUGAUGCAAAUGUCACCAUAUUUUGCCAAGUUUGUUUUUGACAAAAUGAGCUAAAUCCAGACACCCCUUGCAAGCCAUUUUUAUAAUAAUUGUAUGAGUAUGAAGAUGUUUUGUUACACAUACAUUUUACUCAUAUAAACAUUUUUUGGUUAAAAAAGUAACAAUAUUAAGCUCAAAAAUUAUGUUCUGAAUACUAAGUAAAUAAAAUUGGAAAAAUCAGUUUACAUUUACAAAGUUACAGAAAAAAACUGAAUAAUUGGAGGUUAGGUUCAAAACAGCUGAGUGUGUAAUUACUGUUGUGAGCAUUUACAUUGAUCAUAAUCAGUUAUUUAAAGAUUACCUGGUACUUAAAGAGAAAACAUUACACCUCUUUGCAUUCUCACUUUUAAAGUAAGUAAAUUAUAGUUUACAAGUUGGAAGAAUAUUAAAUACUUGUAAUUACUGUGAACAAUUAGGAAAAAAGAGAGAAAAGACAGAAAAAAACACAAACAAAAACAAUAAAUAGAUGUAUGUACAGUGUACAUCUGUUUGUACAAAUGCAUUUGUCUGAUUCUCAGUUACCUGAUGAAACUUUUACUCAGUGAAUCCACAUGAUAUUACAGAGCAUUCAUUCUUGCAGGAAUCAUUAGCCUACACUAAAACAUGUUGAAUACCAUUUAUUGUGUGCUAUGGCUAACAUUUACCUACAGGCCAAGCCCUUCAGGAUGCAGGGGAGGCCUUCUCAAAUCUCGCUGAAAUAAAAGAAGCACUGGACAAUACUGUCAAACAGAACUUCCUUGAUCCGCUGGAUCAGCUUAGAAACAGGGAUAUCAAGGAAAUUAUGGUACAAUUUGAAACAUAACUUAACAAAUAAAUGACAAAAAGAUUUUCAUGUUGCGUUGCAUCUGUUCAGUAAUAGAUCAAUAUGAAGUAAGAACAAAAAGAUUUUUUCAUGAUUUUCUACCACAUUUUGAUGCCUUCUGUUUACAGACCCAUAGAUCAAUAUCCAUUUGUUUUAUAUUAUAAAACAAAAAAGGAAAAAUUGAACACAACACCAGCAAAAAAAACCAAAUUUGUCCACAUUCAGUUUUUAAUUCAUAUCUCAACAAAUUUUCUAUGUCAUUUUAAAGUGUAUAGAAUGGGCUUCUCAGGAAAAAAAAAAAAUUUCAUUGAAACCCAGGACCUUUCCUAAAAAGUAAAAUUUAAAACACAAAAAAGUAAGACAUAGUGUAAAACUUGAGGUCAAAAGACCCACAGGUAUACAAGAUUAAUUGACACAUGUCAGCAACAUCCAUUUAAUUUUUUAUUAUAAAAAUGUCAUUCCAAAAAAAUUAGCAAAAAUUUGAAAAAUUCAGUUUUCAAUUCAUAUCUCAACAAAUAUUUACAGGAAUAACACCUACAAUAUGUCAUUUUAAAGUGAAACCCAGGACUUUCAUCCAUGCAUAGCCUUGAGUGUCCUCCAAUAGAUCAUGAUUAUAGCAGAAGUUAAUUAAUGGUGUUUCAUAAUUCAUGUCCUCCAAUGACAUUCUUCAUAAAUUCAUGCAUUCUUCAAAAGCAAACAACAUAUGGUCAUGUCUCUGUCAGCACUCAUAAUUUUUUUCUUAAAACUUUAUUUGCCAUUUAGAAGGCUCAGUUGAACAGUGAUCAGCCCAACUAGCAGUCAGUCAUUAUAUGUGAAUAUGAAGUUGCACAUGUAUGCUUGUUUAGAAGCAACUACCACCAGGCUAAUUAUUCUUCAGUAUUCUUGUUCAUGUAAAGCUGUUUGUGUGGUAUUUUAAUCAAAUUUAUAAUAUUUUACAUUGAAUAGUAACACAUUUCUUCUGAUUUUCCUCUCAGCACCACAGAAAGAAACUGCAGGGACGGCGACUUGAUUAUGAUUGUAAAAAAAGGAAGGGGCCCAAAGGUACACAUUGAUCGUAGUUAAGUUUGUUUGGCUUGUAAUAGUGGAGCUUGUAGAGUGUAGCCCCAUAAUUAUACAAAAUGGUAGUAACCCAUCAAGCCGAAAAAAUUUGGAUGUACAACCAUAAGACCGUACAAGGUGCUACUUUUAACAUGCAUGGUCAUCUGUACCGCGGGCACGCCAAUGCCACAGCUUUGUUCAGAAGUCCAGUGGUCAGUGCACUGGGCUCCGAGUUGGACAACCCACGUUCUAGUCCUGGCUGGGCAAGGCAUUGUGCCCUUGAGAUAUGCGGGAAAAAAAUGGGAGCUCCACUUUUAGGCUUGGCUAAAUCUAUAUAUUAUUAUUGUUCUCCAUUCUGUUGUACAAAAGGCAUUGUAAUUCCCAAAAACUCUCUCCAAUUCCUCUGAUAACUGAUGUUUGAGCAACACAAUGCAAUGGAAUAAAAGUGAUUUUCCUCAGAAGUACAAAAUGAAAUACAAUGUACAUGAAGGAGCUUCUUUGCUGUAUUAUUAUGACUAUCCACCUUUUAGUUGGGAGGUUACUGCCAUUUUGGCUUGCCUUUUCAUUAAUGUUUUAUUUUCCUUUUUUUUGUAUUUCCUAGUUAUUUAUUUCCUUGUUUCUUUUUCCUUUCAAUAGUUCCAGAAGAAGAAGUCAGAGCUGCAGAAGAAAAAUUUGAGGAAUCUAAAGAGAUUUGUUAUAACAGUAUGCUGAACCUCAUUGAGACUGCUGAUGUAAGCAUGGAAAUGUAUUUUUUUUCAGUUAAUACAAAUUUACUUUUAAUAAUGAUCCCUUGUCUCCAGCUGCACUGUAACUGUUUGAUCUGAAAUUUAUGAAACCUUGAGGUAAAUUGUACAGCCCCUUUACAAUAAAUUAAACUGGAACUUGUAUUGAUCACUAACUGUAAUUUGUAAUAUGUUCUUUAGCAGGAGCAAGUUAGUCAGCUGGCAGCCCUAGCAGAAGCAAUAUUUGACUAUCACAAACACUGCUCAGAUGUCAUGGAAAGCCUGGUAGCUACUCUGAACGACAAGUUAGUGGAUUGAUGAACAUUUCAAUGUAUACACAUACUUGCAACUGUUCUGUCUGUAACCAUUAUGUUUUCUUGCAGCUUUGACUGCAGAGAAAUUCUGGAGAGAGAUUGGUUUUAAGUUACUGCAUCUUUAAGGUUCAUUUCAGUAGUGGUUUCCUUUUGACUUUUAUUUAUUUCUUUUUCAACUUAACUCUUCUUUAUUUUAGGGUUUCUGAAGCUGGUAGUCGCCCACGAAGUGAGCGAAGGUCCAUCCGCAUUCGCAGUAAUGAUGAUAGUGAUGAUGAGGAGCCCGGGUCCUCUUACAGUUUCUCACCCACACCAUCUGCCACUCCAUCAGCCCCACCAUCAGCACCCACCCCUGCAACAAAUGGUUCUUACUACAGUGGCCCAUUUAAAGCAGUGUAUGAUUUUGAGUCAGGUAAGAAAAGUCUUUGUAACAUAUUUGUUCAAAUUAUGUUAUAAACAAAAUCUACAGUGUGUACAUAAGUAGUGCAACCACACACUAGUGUUAUGAGAUUAUCACUGUGGUGGUCUUUGCCAAGCACAAUGUUACACCUUGAACUGAAUUGAAGACAUUGCAGUUUUAAAAUAUUAAGGCCAAACUUGCUUUAUUUUAAUUUAACAAGAUAAGAAGUUGAUCUCUCAACUUUAACUUCUAUUAUUUUGCAUAUAUAGUUCUCCAUUCUUACACAAGCAUAUUUAUUUUUGUUUUCCAGAAAAUGACAAUGAACUAGGUUUUAAUGAAGGUGAUGUAAUCCAAGUGGAUGAGCAAAUAGAUGAAAACUGGCUUUCUGGAACAUUAAAUGGUCAAACUGGAAUGUUUCCUCUUAAUUAUGUGGAAAAAAUGUAACUUUGAUCAACCAUUUUGAACAAUUGUUAGGUUUGAUUGGGUACAAUGAAUUGAUGUAUGAACUUAAUUUAUGUGACAAAAUUAAUUCUUGCCAUAUCAAAAUAAACUUUGCAAACUAGGUUAUAUAAUUUUGUCAUAAGAAGAAGCUGAGAGAAGGAUCUUGUGCAUUAUGUAGUUGUAUAAAAUUUACCUGCAAUAAUCCCUAGAAUCAUUAGUUGUAGCUCAAAGGAGAUUAGGCUCUUAAUAGUCAGCAGCACUUUUUGGGGGAAAAGGAGAAAAAAAAUUUAAAAAAAUAGGAAAAUUAACAAUUCAAUAAAUAGAAAUCAUAAAGUUUUCUUUCAAACUGGUUGAUAAUGGUUCUACUUAAAACAACAUUUUGUUGCCAACCAUCGGGGGAUUAUCACAUCUGAUUGGUUUGUGUCUUACAACCUGACCAUCAUGGAAAGCAGUUGAAUUACUGUAGUUUGUGGAAUAUGUUACAAUGAAGACAACUAUUAAUUACUCUAAUGAAACAAUGCAGCUUUAUUUUACGAUCAUCCUGGUAUAUGAAAUUGUUCGUACAUAAUUGAUAAAUAUGCAGCUAUAGUAACCAUAAGGCUUUGCUUUUCGCAGCCUGUGAACAGAGAUUUAUAUGCCAGACUGCAAGUAAACUUUGGUACUGUUAAAGUCAUUAUCUUACUUGUAAAAUGGAGUUCAGAAUGCAACAUGUAGACCUUCAUAUGGUUAAUUGUUUUGGCAAAUUCAUGCAAUUUUAGUUAUAAAAGUCAGUGCAUGUGAUUGAACUUGAUUAUGAAAUAUGUGUAUUUAGAAGUGAGGAAAAUUAUUACAAGUUUUAGUGACCCACCACAGAACAAUUGUGAAUGGGGAUGCUAUGAAGUCUUCUGUUACAUGUGCAUGAGAUAUGUUCUCAGUGUAGCUCGAGGUGAGGUAUUCAUUAAAUCGUUAUGAGGUGAUCUUAGAUAAUUAGAGACCUUUUUAGUAGGUGUCAGUGAUUAUCAAGAGAUCUAAGUUUGCAAUAAAAUUUAAGUAUUUUAUUGAGUAUCGUGCU
This is a messenger RNA of Pocillopora meandrina, 7654 nucleotides long. Lineage: Eukaryota; Metazoa; Cnidaria; Anthozoa; Scleractinia; Pocilloporidae. The record is from the annotation of a GenBank genome assembly.